CCCUCCCAUUUGUAGAUUUAGCCCGUGACUAUCUACAACGUCAGACCGCACUAACCUCAGGAGGAGAGAUCAGCGAUGGCGUUCCAGUCAAAUGUGAUCAGCUCGCAGCCUCAGAUCUCAGUCACACAGUACACAGUGUCCUCCGGAUUAUCAGAUUGGAGCUCAAAUGUGUGCGACUGCUGUGAAGACUGUGGCAUCUGUCUUUGUGCAACAUUUGUCCCCUGCAUCUUGGCCUGUAAGGUGGCUCAGGACAACGGGGACAGCUGCUGCCUGCCCUUCCUUCCUGGCGCCAUGAUUGCUCUAAGGACAAGUAUCCGCAGUAGAUACAACAUUGGAGGCUCGGUGUGUGAUGACUGGGUUGUCAUGGCCUGCCUUCCUCUGUGUGGACUGUGUCAGAUGGCACGGGAGCAGAAGAUGAGAGGAUAAAAAAAAAAAAAACUUUGCAUCUUUUGCAUCAUCUCAGUUUUCAAAUUACAAGGCAAGAGCACAAGUGGAAAUUUAUAUUUCUUGGUCUGGACACCAUUUGAGUAUUUCAAAUUCAAAUUGCUUUAUUGGCAUAACCAUUGUUAAGUAUGGCAUUGCCAAAGCAUG
Molecule: messenger RNA, 591 nt
Organism: Toxotes jaculatrix (banded archerfish)
Lineage: Eukaryota; Metazoa; Chordata; Actinopteri; Toxotidae
Gene: cnfn
Product: cornifelin
Exons: 4
Coding region: 76-426 (116 amino acids)
Cellular component (GO): cornified envelope
Source: RefSeq, a predicted model, not a curated record